Molecule: messenger RNA, 1083 nt
Organism: Durio zibethinus
Lineage: Eukaryota; Viridiplantae; Streptophyta; Magnoliopsida; Malvales; Malvaceae
Source: RefSeq, a predicted model, not a curated record
AUGCAUGAUCUUCUACAUGAUCUUGCAAUAGCAGUGACAAAGAAUGAGUGCUGCACAGUAAACUCUUUCAAGCAAAAUAUUCCUCAAGGGGUUCGACAGUUGUACAUCGACAACUUGGAUUUUCUUGAAGAAAAUCCGUCUGGGUGGUUCCUUGAUACGCAUAGGCUAUCUCAGGUACGUACAUUUUGCUACCCAGAUAUGAAAGAGGGUACUAGCAGUGACUCCUUUAUUAAAAAAUGCCUUGCAAGGUUCCAUAAUUUGCGAGUACUAAAUUUAAAAAAGUCUAGUUUUGAGGUAUUGCCAAGAAAUAUUGGUAGUUUGAAGCAUUUAAGGUAUCUUGACCUAAGAGCCUGUUCCAAUAUAAAGAAACUUCCGAAUUCCAUAUGUAAGUUACGGAGUUUGGAAACUCUGCUUAUCGGUGGUGAAAGAAUUGAAGAAUUGCCCAAAGAUAUGAGAUAUAUGAUCAGUCUCAGAAUGUUAGAAGUAAAUACGAGACAGAGGGUUCUAUCUGGGAAUGGCUUUGAGCACUUGCAAUCUCUUCUGGUUUUGAUAAUUACAAAAUGUGAAAAUUUAGAAUAUUUGUUUGAAGGGAUUCAGAACCUCACAUCCCUUCAUACCUUGCUGAUUGAUGAAUGCAAAAACUUGAUCUCACUACCGCAUGGUUUGAAAUCUUCAACCCAAUUAAAAAUUUUGAUAAUUAUGGAUUGUGAAAAGCUUGAUCUUAAUAUGACAUUGGGAUUGGAAGGGAGAGAAAAAGAAGAUAAUGAUAAUCAAGAUUACCUUGUUGGCAGUGGGUUACGCCUUCAAACGUUGCUCAUUGUAGGGUUACCAAAGUUGGAGGCACUACCCCAAUGGCUUCUUUUAACAUCUGCUGACACCUUGCAAGUAUUGGGGCUUGGAGAAUGUGAGAAUCUCACAGCGUUAUCAGUGAAACAGGAUCUCACAUCACUUGAAAUGUUAUGGAUUAAGGACUGCCCAAAGUUGUCAUCGCUGCCAGAGCGAAUGCCACGCGUCAAUGAAUUGAGAAUCCAAGGAAUUCCUAUUGUGGGAGAAAGAUGCAAACCGGAAAUGGGGGAGGAUUAG